GUCACUCUCAAAAUUUACACUUGCCCCUUUGAUAAUAAGAUUGUUUGUAUUUGAGUUGAAGUUUUAAAGAAAUUUAAAGAAUUGUAGCAAUGGCAACUCAUCAAACAUUCUUGUUAUCAUCCCUUGUGAUGUGCUUGCUCAGUUUACAGCUGAAUGUCAUCUCAGGCUCAGCUGAUGAUGACGGUGGAUGGCAGUCAGGUCACGCCACCUUCUACGGUGGUAGUGAUGCAUCUGGCACUAUGGGAGGGGCAUGUGGAUAUGGGAAACUGGAUAGCCAAGGAUAUGGAACGAACACAGCAGCAUUAAGCACAGCACUGUUCAAUGAUGGGUUAGGGUGCGGUUCUUGCUAUGAAUUGCAAUGCAGUAACGAUCCACAGUGGUGCUUACCCGGUUCGAUUACGGUGACUGCUACAAACUUUUGCCCACCAAAUCCUGCUCAGUCUAACGACAAUGGUGGAUGGUGCAAUACUCCUCUCGAGCAUUUUGAUUUGGCUCAGCCUGCUUUUCUUAAAAUUGCUCAAUACAAAGCUGGGAUUGUGCCUGUUUCUUAUAGAAGGGUGCCAUGUGUGAAAAAGGGAGGAAUGAGAUUUAGCAUCAACGGCCAUUCUUACUUCAACUUGGUGUUGGUCACCAAUGUUGGAGGUGCAGGCGAUGUUAAAUCAGUUUCAAUCAAAGGCUCUAAAACUGAUUGGCAGCCCAUGUCCAGAAAUUGGGGCCAAAACUGGCAGAGUGAUUCUUUUCUUGAUGGCCAGAGUUUGUCUUUUCAAGUCACAGCCAGUGAUGGUCAAACUGUCACAAGCUCUAACGUGGUGCCCUCUAAUUGGCAGUUUGGUCAAACCUUUGAAGGUGGCCAAUUCUAAUUUUUUUUUUUAACGGACGAUUACAUAAAUUAUUCAGGCUGAAAAGAGGCGAAGAAGUGAAGAAGUUCCACAGGCAAUAAAAGAAAGAAAAUUAAUAUUUAUAUUUAUGGUUGAGUGAGUCCUUGAAGAAGUGACUAUAUAGAGGCUCAGGUGGCUAAUUAAUAGUUUUUAUAUUUUCCACAUGUAAUUGUCAAGAGAAAAGGAGCAAAUAUGCCCCUAUCAUAUGUAGUAGAGCAUAACUUAGCCUUUAAUGAACUUUUAAUUUCAAUUAACAUGAUGUUUUAAAAUUGGUUUAAUCCCUUUGGAUAAGCCCUCUAUUGUAGUGUUGUUAAUAAAUAAAAAUGCCCCGUUAGACAUUGCUCGCGUGUAAA
This is a messenger RNA of Mercurialis annua (annual mercury), 1231 nucleotides long. Its product is annotated as expansin-A4-like. Gene Ontology annotation, biological process: plant-type cell wall organization. Lineage: Eukaryota; Viridiplantae; Streptophyta; Magnoliopsida; Malpighiales; Euphorbiaceae. The transcript has 3 exons. Bases 90 to 860 code for a protein of 256 amino acids. Gene Ontology annotation, cellular component: extracellular region. The record is from RefSeq and is a predicted model, not a curated record.